Messenger RNA from Fonsecaea multimorphosa CBS 102226, 2562 nucleotides. RefSeq lists its product as uncharacterized. The transcript has 3 exons. Bases 1 to 2562 code for a protein of 853 amino acids. Gene Ontology annotation, molecular function: RNA polymerase II CTD heptapeptide repeat phosphatase activity. The record is from RefSeq and is a predicted model, not a curated record. NCBI's taxonomy places the organism in Eukaryota, Fungi, Ascomycota, Eurotiomycetes, Chaetothyriales, Herpotrichiellaceae. Gene Ontology annotation, cellular component: nucleus.
AUGCUAUUACGACUACCCAAGAAUCUCCACUACCCUCUCACAAUCACAAAAGUCGAGAAGCGGGUCGGCGAGACUGUCGCUCGCAAUGAUGACCUAUUUCUCUACUCCUACACCACCAUAGUAAAAGAAGGCAGUCGUUAUGAUGAGGAAGAAAAAGAAGUGAACCGGAAGUUUGUGACCCACUUCCCUAGCACUCUCGAGGGUACAAUCAAGGCCUGGAGGGUGUGGGAAGGGGACGUCUUAACCCAUCCUGUCGACAUCUGUGAAAUCGAAGAGGAGUGCCCGCACACAGUGCAGUUCCUUGGUAUGUGCACUAACUGUGGCAAGGACAUGACAACUGUGCAGGCCGGCAGUGAAACCACCGAUGCAGAUCGCGCUCCUAUUCGCAUGGCCCACGAUACACCUCACCUCACUAUCAGCAAGGAAGAAGCAAGCCGGAUAGACGAAGAAGCGAAGCGUCGCCUACUUUCAUCACGCAAACUCUCUUUGGUGGUUGAUCUCGAUCAAACAAUCAUUCAUGCUGCCGUAGACCCCACGAUAGCGGAAUGGCAAAAAGACAAGGACAAUCCAAAUUACGAAGCUGUCAAAGACGUCCGUGCCUUCCAACUGAUCGAUGACGGUCCAGGCAUGAGAGGUUGUUGGUAUUACAUCAAACUUCGACCCGGGCUCGCCGAGUUCCUGGACCAUAUAUCGCAACUCUACGAACUUCACAUUUACACCAUGGGAACACGUCAAUAUGCUCAGCAGAUUGCCAAUAUUGUCGACCCGGAUCGGAAAUAUUUUGGCGACCGCAUUCUCAGUCGAGAUGAGAGUGGCAGCAUGAUCGCCAAGAAUCUGGAGAGACUGUUCCCUGUAGACACUAAAAUGGUGGUUAUUAUCGAUGAUAGGGGCGAUGUUUGGAAAUGGAGUGCCAACUUGAUUCGGGUCACUCCCUUUGACUUCUUUGUCGGUAUCGGUGACAUCAACUCAAGUUUCUUACCCAAGAAGGAGGAAAUCCAAACAACGCCAAAACCAGAGCCCAGCAAACCCGAGGAAAAAAGCACAGAGAAUGGCGAGCUUGGCGAGAAUGGCCAACAGGAAUCCAAUGGCCUUGCCGAAGACGGAACAUCAACCAUACAAAAUGGCACUUCAGCACUCGAACAGCUGAUGGCUAUGAGUGGCGGGGAUGAUCCUGCGGUACGAGAACUGCAGACGAAAGGCCAGGAAGAAAUUAUUGCGUUGCAAUUGGAGGGCAAACCCCUUCUCAAGAUGCAACUCCAGCAGGACCAGAAAGACGAAGCUGAAGCAGUUGCUAAUGGCGAGGUAGCCGCGUCGCAAUCCACGGAAUCAGACUCGAGCGACUCGUCGGAUUCCUCUGAGUCAAACUCUACGGGUCCAGCGAAACACAAAGCGCGCCACAGCAUUUUGAAAAAUGACGAUGAAGAGUUGAUUCACCUCGAGGCGACUCUUACCACUGUACACAACGCGUUCUUUGCCGAGUAUGACCGAAAGCGGAUGGGAGGUAAGGGCGGUCGAGUCGCAGAACUGACUGGCAAGCGUAAGGCGCCUCUGCCUUCCCAGGAUGAGAGCGACGGCCAGUCCGUGGAAUUGAUGUUUGUGCCUGACAUCAAGAAGGUGAUGCCCGCCAUGAAGCUGAGGGUCUUGUCGGGUGUCAGAAUUGUCUUUAGUGGAGUGUUACCUCUGGGCACCGACAUCCAAAACGCCGAUAUUAGUACUUGGGCUAAGACCUUUGGCGCCACCAUCACGGACAAGGUCACCAGAGACGUCACUCACGUCAUUGCAGCGCGGCCAGGUACUGCGAAGGUCAAGCAAGCGGUGAAACGUGGCAUCAAGGUCGUCAGUACCGCUUGGUUGAUCGAGUCUAUGCAACGAUGGCGCAGGUUGGACGAAAGACCGUACCUGCUCGAUGGCGUCGGGCGGCAGAAACAGGAGAUGUCUAGUGAGCUUGGCGACAACCUGGAAAAGUCAAGCGCUCCGCCCAAUGAUCUCCUUCUCAGUUCAUCCGAAGGCGAGACAACCGGGUUAGACACGGAAGAUGACCAACCCGCACGGAAGAGGCUGAAAUUGGAUACCAUCAAAGAUGAGAAUACUUCGGCAGAGUCAUUCGAGGACUUGGUUGAUGAUGGCAGUCCAAUCACAAUCAAUCAAGACGAGUGGGCAGAUAUCGAGGCGGAGCUGAAAGAGUUCAUGGGUAGCGAUGCUGAGAGCGAGAGUGACACGGACUCGGUCAGCUCCGCCUUGAGCUUGCGGGACCGGCGCGGGGCCAAACGAAGAAGAGAAGACGGAGAUAACGAUAGGUCAACCGGCGAUCUGGACACAUCGGCGACGGUCAAGAGGAACGGCACGGGGAGCGCUCUGAGGCGGGUUGCCAAUGUUGAUAGCGAAGUCGAGCCAGAAGCGACACCUGAGGACCAAAUCAGCCGGGAACAACGGGAGGUGGAAGAGGCGCAGGAAUUGGAAGAAGAGGAAGAAGAAGACUCGGAUGAUGAAUUGGCACGCGAGCUGGAGCGGGAGCUGGAAGAGGCUGAUGAUGAGGAAGAAAAACAAAGAGAAGCGGACUGA